AUAUUCUAACAAAGAUUCCCAUUUUAAUAUCUUGUCUUAAUUUUAAAUAUUGACUAAUGAACCACCCCAUUGUAUUAUAAAGAUCAACGAAGUUUUCAAGUUUAAUAUUCUUAUCUUACUAUCAUUACAAGCAAUGUCCUCUCUAUAUUCUCCUCCCACCACCACUACCACCAUCUCCGGUGCCGCCGAGUUUAAACACCACCAUGUAUUCCCCAAAACAUCCCAACUAUCCAUUUCAAGAAGCCUUGGUCGUCGUCCUAUACCGAAAAUCUCAUGCAAAGUAGCUAAAGAUGGUGACCAAAACCCUAAAACAACCAAUAAUGAAGGGGGUGCCAAUAUGUUUAAUAGAAGAAAUAUGCUCAUUGGGCUAGGAGGUUUGUAUGGUGCCGCCACCACUUUAGGUGGCGCGCCAUCCACUCUAGCUGCCCCCGUGCAAACACCAAAUCCUAAUGCUUGUGGCCCGGCGGAUUUGCCCUCUAAUGCUCAAGGCCUAAAUUGUUGUCCACCUAGAACCACAAGCAUAGUGGACUUUGUUCUUCCAACCCCUCCUACCACCUUAAGGGUUCGACAACCGGCCCAUUUGGUGGACGACGAAUUUAGAGAGAAAUUUACUAGGGCUAUGUCCUUAAUGAAAGCCCUCCCUUCUACCGACCCACGUAGUUUUACCCAACAAGCUAAUGUGCAUUGUGCUUAUUGUAAUGGAGGUUACUCUCAAGUAGGGUUUCCAAAUAUGGACCUCCAAGUCCAUAAUUCUUGGCUAUUUUACCCAUUUCAUAGGUGGUAUCUCUACUUUUAUGAGAGAAUACUAGGCAAUUUGAUCGAUGACCCGACUUUUGCCAUACCCUUUUGGAAUUGGGACACACAAGCGGGCAUGACAAUGCCCGCGAUGUACACAGAUCAAAACUCUCCCCUAUUUGAUCCAAUCCGAGACCGGGGUCACCAACCCCCUAAAGUGUUGGAUCUCAACUAUGAUGGUAUAGAUUCCAAUGAUUUACCUGAUCAAUCCAUGAUUGCAAACAAUCUCACGGUAUUGAAUCGCCAAAUGGUGAAUAACUCUACUACCGCGAGGUUGUUCCUAGGUGCACCUUACCGGGCUGGGAGUUUUCCCAACCCGGGGGGUGGAUCUGUAGAGAACAUACCUCACGGGACCGUCCAUGUUUGGACUGGUGACCGUAAUCGACCCAAUUUGGAAAACAUGGGUAACUUCUACUCGGCCGCACGUGACCCCCUAUUUUAUGCUCACCAUGCCAAUAUGGACCGUAUGUGGUCCGUUUGGAAAACCUUAGGAGGUAACAGACGUGAUUAUACCGAUUCAGAUUGGUUAAACGCGGCGUUUAUAUUUUAUAAUGAAAAUGCACAAGCUGUUAGGGUAAGAGUUAGAGAUUGCGUAGACUCUACGAAACUUGGGUAUAAUUACCAAGAAGUUGACUUGCCUUGGAUCAAUGCUCAACCUACCGCAAGCUCAUCAUCUAGGGUAAGAAGUGUAACUUCAUCAACCCCUCCAACAGCUAAUGCCAUGGAAUCGACAUCGAAAUCAAAUAAAGUCGUUAAGUUCCCUAAGCCAUUAAACAAGUCGUUACGUACAAACGUUACAAGGCCAAAAAAGUCUAGGAGUAAAAGAGACAAAGACCGCGAUGAGGAAGUGCUUGUGAUAGAGGUUGAUGUCAAGAAACACGACGAGUAUGUGAAGUUUGACGUGUACAUCAACGAUGAGGAUGAUAUACCGUCUAAGAAGAUGCAAGUGAAGGCCGAAUAUGCCGGGAGUUUUGUGAAUGUACCUCAUAGACACACACAUGGUAAUAAUAGGGGAAACCAUGACUUGGAGACAACUUUUAGGGUUGGUUUGACUCAAUUAAUUGUUCAAUUAGGAGCUGAUGAUGAUGAAGGUGUCACGGUUAAUUUGGUGCUUAGGGCAGGAAGUAAGGGUAAUGUUGUUAUCAAGAGUAUGAAGAUUGAGAUUGCUUAAUUGAUUGCUCGUAUGUAAUACUGUUUUGUAUGGGGUGUUUUUUUUUUUUCUUGUGUGAUUGUUUUUGUACUUCAAAAUUUUGAAAUAAGAUGUUGGAUGCUUAUCGAUUGUGAUGAAUUAUUUAUAUUUUA
Molecule: messenger RNA, 2097 nt
Organism: Chenopodium quinoa (quinoa)
Lineage: Eukaryota; Viridiplantae; Streptophyta; Magnoliopsida; Caryophyllales; Amaranthaceae
Product: polyphenol oxidase, chloroplastic-like
Exons: 1
Coding region: 134-1966 (610 amino acids)
Biological process (GO): pigment biosynthetic process
Molecular function (GO): catechol oxidase activity
Source: RefSeq, a predicted model, not a curated record